This is a messenger RNA of Cicer arietinum (chickpea), 2799 nucleotides long. RefSeq lists its product as uncharacterized. NCBI's taxonomy places the organism in Eukaryota, Viridiplantae, Streptophyta, Magnoliopsida, Fabales, Fabaceae. Gene Ontology annotation, cellular component: cytoplasm. Gene Ontology annotation, molecular function: ATP binding; protein kinase activity. Gene Ontology annotation, biological process: signal transduction; protein phosphorylation. The record is from RefSeq and is a predicted model, not a curated record.
UGCACUGCAGUGCAGAAGAAGCAAGUGGGGAAGUUGAUAAAUAAACUAAACUAACAACAACAACAAGUAGUAUUACUACACGUGCAUUGUUCUCCACAGAAAAAGAAAAACUCCGGCAACUUCAAUGGGCGGCGAGAAGAGUGAAAAUAGUCCGUUUCAUUUUCUGGUGAAUCGAUGUCGGAGCUUGGAGGAGAAACAAGCCAAGCUGGAGAAGCAGUUUGAUGAAUUGCUGCAGGAGAAAAGGCGCGCGGUCAAAGACAAUGACGAAAUCAUUGCAGAUUCAACAGAUGGUGAAUUCCUUUCUGGUUUCUUCUUCUCUCUAAGUCCUUAUGCAAGCAUUUUGAAAUGCAUGGGACACGCCGUUUAUGUCCAGAGAGUUUCCUCCGGCGAGAUUAUUUACUGGAAUGAUUCAGCGGAAACUCUGUAUGGAUGGAAGGACUAUGAAAUCAUUGGACAAAGAGUAGCUGAUUUCCUAGUUUCUGAGGAAUAUUAUGGGCCUCUACGGAAAAUUCUAGAACGGGUGAUUACAGGAGUGCCAUGGUCUGGGCAGUUUCCUUUCAAGAAGAGGUCUGGUGAAAUAAUGAUGGCAAUGGUAACAAAAACUCCUCUUUAUGAGGAUGGUGAGCUUGUUGGUGUUAUCAGUGUUUCUAGUGAUGGAGCUGUAUUUAACUCUAAUAAGGAUUUCAACAAACGAAGAGCUUGCCAAUCUCGCGGGAAUGGCCAACCUGGAGCACAAAGAUUCAAAAGGAUUCAGUGGCCUCCACGCCCGUUGAUUGCACCAGUGCCGCAGAUUGCAUCAUCCGUUUCCAAUCUGGAAACCAAAUGUCAUUCCCGAAGUCAUCAUAAAGAAAACACAACUGUCCAAGACACCAGCAAGAAGGAUGAGUCUACUAAUGAAUUUAGCCAACCUUCUAAAAUUGCAGCUAAAGUCCUUGCUAAGCUUCAAAUCGGGGGAAGUGGAAAAUGUAGGAGGAAUACUAGUAGUAUUAAUGAUAAUUCAAGAAGUUAUAGAGUGAAUAAUGAAAAUGGUUUAUCUGGAGGUUCAGUUGCAUUAACUUCGCACCAGGACAAUUCAAAUGGAGCAGAUAAAGAUGAAAAUCUCCAACAAUGUAAUUCUUUAUUUGCUAUCAAUAAAGCAGAUGCAAAUAUUUCUGCACAUAGAACUUCUAGUGUUUUCAAAGAUAGUUAUGCUAAACCUUUCUCAAAGGACUAUUGUGAAUGUUUUGGUUCUUCCUUUCAUCAAGACCCUUUUUUCAAGAUUAGGCUGACAUUGGAGCCAGAAGCUACAAAUAUGGUGCUAGAAGAUGAAGUGCAAAUGCGGCAAGAAGGGUUGCCAUUGCCAUGCUCGAAGGAGAGUAUAGUUGUUAGCCGUGAGAGUUCAUCAAGAAAAGGGAAUAGUGAAUCAAACUCUAUUGCAGGGUGCGGAAUCCAUUGGGAAGACCUUCAAUUAAGAGAGGAGAUUGGGAAAGGUUCGUGUGCUGUUGUUUAUCAUGGAAUUUGGAAUGCAUCGGAUGUUGCCAUCAAGCUGUACUUUGGGAAUGGAUACACAGAGGAGACUUUACGAGACUACAAAAAAGAGAUUGAUAUAAUGAAAAGAUUGAGACACCCUCAUGUAUUGCUUUUCAUGGGAGCAAUAUAUUCACAGGAAAAGCUUGCCAUUGUGACAGAGUUAUUGCCUAGGGGAAGCCUUUUCAAAACACUUCACAAGAACAAUAAAAAAUUAGACAUCAGAAGGCGUCUUAAAAUGGCUCUUGAUGUUGCUAGAGGAAUGAAUUAUCUUCAUCACAGAAAUCCACCAAUUGUGCAUAGAGACCUAAAGUCUUCCAACCUGCUAGUUGAUAAAAAUUGGACUGUCAAGGUUGGAGACUUUGGCCUCUCGAGGUUGAAGGAUGCAACUUUACUGACUACCAAAUCCGGGAGAGGCACUCCUCAAUGGAUGGCCCCUGAAGUCCUCCGCAAUGAACCUUCAAAUGAAAAGUCUGAUGUGUUCAGUUAUGGUGUCGUCCUUUGGGAAAUAAUGACUCAAUCUAUUCCAUGGGAAAAUUUGAAUUUCUUACAGGUUGUUGGAGUAGUAGGCUUUAUGGAUAGAAGACUGGACCUGCCUGAUGAGCUUGAUCCCCAUGUAGCAUCAAUCAUAAAUGGCUGCUGGCAAAGUGAUCCAGAACAACGUCCGUCGUUUGAAGAGCUAAUACAGAGAAUGAUGUUGGUUCUCAACAGAGUAACAACUAUGCCAUUAAAGAGAAUUGCAGAAUCCUGAACAUGUUAGGCUGUUUAAGGGAGACAAGUGGCAGUUAAAAAUGCAGGUUAUCGCAUACAAAAAAAGUACUGGCGGACAAAUUGAGAGGCAAACCACAAAUAACGACACAAGGGAGAGAAAUAGAAGACUGGUUGUGAUCCGAGCCACUGUUUAAGGUGACUAGAGUUGAUGUUGUUGACCCAUAGCUAGCUCCUUUUGUGAGGACUUGUGCUGCACAGCAGUUAUAAAUGAUCACUACACCAAUGAAUACUUGUUCGGAUACUCCUUGGACUAUGCCACUCACUCCACAUCAACUCCAUUCACCGAUGGGCUUGCACCCUGCAGCAUAUCACUUAUUGUUCUUGUCUCUGACGCCUUAUUUGUCUAUGAAUGAACAUUAAAGGUUAUCUAAUGACUAAUCGUCUUGACAAAAGAAUAUGGUUGAUUAUCUAAUUGUGAUGUAACUAUAUGCAACACCAGACACCAGGUUAUAUAUGAUUGAUGCUGGAAAAGAUAGUAUUGUAGUGAGUGUUGUUAUAAUUAAUGGAUUCAGAUUUCUUAAA